Messenger RNA from Salpingoeca rosetta, 2606 nucleotides. RefSeq lists its product as uncharacterized. Lineage: Eukaryota; Choanoflagellata; Craspedida; Salpingoecidae. The record is from RefSeq and is a predicted model, not a curated record. The coding region runs from base 28 to 2286 and encodes 752 amino acids. Gene Ontology annotation, biological process: reciprocal meiotic recombination; double-strand break repair via synthesis-dependent strand annealing. Gene Ontology annotation, molecular function: ATP binding; ATP-dependent chromatin remodeler activity; DNA translocase activity. Gene Ontology annotation, cellular component: nucleus. The transcript has 19 exons.
GCGCAGGAUUCGAAACGGACAACGGAAAUGCGCCGAAGUCAUGCACCGAGCUAUUUAGCCAAGCGCAGGGCUGCACCUGUCAUGGGGUCGAAGGCACGACCUCCCAAAUCCCCAAACACUGGUGAAGAGCGUCAGGACGCCGAAAAGGAGAACGGCGCAACCCCACCGGAGGAUGACCAUGAGGUGAGAAUCAAGCGGCUGCUGCAGCGACCCUUCAAAGUGCCAAUCCCCGGAUAUCAAGGGUCCUCCAGUGGCCGCGUUGGCCUGGGUGUUCGUCGCCCCACCGUGCGGAAGGCACUGCACGACCCAGAGGCUGACGGGGCCGUUGUCUUGUACACGCCCCCAGAGCUCACUGCAGAGCAAGCCACCAAAACCUUUGGCGAGAAGCGGCCCGUUCACGUGGUUGUUGAUCCCAUUCUUGGCACAAAGCUGCGGCCGCAUCAAGUGGAGGGCGUGCAGUUCUUGUGGAACGCAGUCACAGGCGUCAACAUCGAAGGCUUCAACGGCUGUAUUAUGGCCGAUGAAAUGGGUUUGGGCAAGACGUUUCAAUGCGUGACACUCGUCUGGACAUUGCUGACACAGAGCCCCGACUGCCGGCCAACGACAAACAAGGCGAUUAUCGUGUGCCCGAGCAGCCUGGUGAAGAACUGGUACAACGAGUUUGGCAAGUGGCUUGGCAAUCGCAUCUCCCCGCUCGCCGUCGACUCUGGCCGCGACGACAUGAAGCGCCAAAUGGAGCGGUUUGUGAGCGCCACCGGCCGCGUGCAGCACCCGGUGCUUAUCCUCUCGUACGAGGCGCUGCGCCUCAACGCCGACAUCCUCUGCGUCAAACCAAUCGGCAUUGUCAUCUGUGAUGAGGGCCAUCGCCUGAAGAACAGCCAGAGUCAGACCUACAAGUCCCUCAUGCAACUCAAGACAGCACGUCGCAUCAUCCUCUCAGGCACACCGAUCCAGAAUGAGCUGCUGGAGUACUACGCGCUGGUGGAGUUUUGCAAUCCCGGCCUUCUCGGGAGUGCGGGCGAGUUCAGGAAACGAUUUGAGAACCCCAUUCUCCGCAGCCGUGACUCCCUCGCCACAGACAAGGAGCUUGAGAUUGGCGCGCAGCGGCUGGCAGAGAUGACGGAGAUUGUGAACCGGUGCGUGAUCCGGCGCACAAACGACAUCCUGUCCAAAUACCUGCCGCCCAAGAUUGAGCAGGUGGUGUGCUGCCGCCCAACGAACCUGCAGAUGGAGAUGUACAAGGCGAUGCUUGGAGCAAAGAUGAAGCGCAAGGACGGCACCGUCACGGGCUCCUCUCUCGCCUUUAUCACAGAACUCAAGAAACUCUGCAACCACCCACAGCUCCUUCACGACAAGAUUGCCGGUAAAGGCAAGACAAAGGACAAGGCGUUUGGUGCCCUGGACCCGUUCUUGCCACAACUCAAGCCGUCCAUGCAACGCCUGCAGCCACAGCUCUCAGGCAAACUUGCUGUCCUGGACUGUUUGCUGGCCACCAUCAAGAUGCAAACCACCGACAAAAUCGUCCUCGUCUCAAACUACACGCAGACGCUUGAGCUGUUUACGACGCUGUGUGCACUGCGCGGCUACCAGUAUGUGCGGCUGGACGGCAGCAUGACCAUCAAGCGCCGGCAGAAGAUUGUGGACCGCUUCAACGACCCCACCUCCUCCGACUUCAUCUUCAUGCUCAGCUCCAAGGCCGGCGGGUGUGGGCUCAACCUCAUUGGCGCGAACCGCCUGGUCAUGUUUGAUCCGGAUUGGAACCCGGCCAACGACGAGCAGGCAAUGGCCCGCGUCUGGCGCGACGGGCAGACCAAGCUCUGCUUCGUCUACCGUUUUGUCACCACAGGAACGAUUGAGGAGAAGAUCUUGCAGCGACAGGCGCACAAGAAAGCCCUGAGCCAAUGUGUUGUCGACGAUGGCCUGGACGUGGAGCGCCACUUCUCCAAGAACGACUUGCGGGAGUUGUUUGUGCUGGACGACAAAUGCACCAGCAGCACACACAUGCAGUUCAAGUGCCGCCGCUGCUCAAAGGACGGCACGUACUCGCUCAUUCCGCCAACGGGUGAAGUCAAGGGCAUUCCACAGGAUUUGGCAGAGUGGGACCACUACCCACUCGGCAAAAACAUCAAGGACAAAGUGCUGGCAGCAGCAGCAGGCAAGACGGUCUCGUUUGUCUUCAGAGCACAAUCGCACGAAGGAUUUGUGGACCCGAAAGCGCUCAAGAAGAAAACACCAGAAAAGUCCGAUGCUGAGGACGAUGACGAGGAUGAUGACGAGAAAAAGUGAACUGAAGCACUGAAAUGUAUGAGCAGUGGCACCAAGCUUCCUUCUAUACUCUCGCAAAACACGUGCUUUGAUGGCUAAAUGAUUGCUUGACUAACUUGGCGUGUUCGUGCUGUGCUGUUGUGGCAUGGCGUUGUGGUUGUUUCCGGCUCAUAAGUAAUGGAUGAUUUGGUGGAAUACGGGGGUUUGAUGUCAGUUUGCGUGGACGUCACGUGUACUUCACUGCAACUCGGCAAUCAGAUACAUCCACAAACCACCCGAAGCGCAUCAGCCUUCCACGCACACAACAUGAAUAUUGCAAUCCAAUGAAUCCUACACAGGCA